Salvelinus fontinalis (brook trout) is the source of this 1088-nucleotide messenger RNA. Its product is annotated as RNA-binding protein 24-like. Lineage: Eukaryota; Metazoa; Chordata; Actinopteri; Salmoniformes; Salmonidae. Gene Ontology annotation, cellular component: cytosol. The transcript is spliced from 4 exons. Bases 235 to 1011 code for a protein of 258 amino acids. Gene Ontology annotation, molecular function: mRNA 3'-UTR binding. The record is from RefSeq and is a predicted model, not a curated record.
GUGAAGCGGAUUUAGACAGCAGCCGUAUCUAUCUCCUAAGUUAAGCAGUGUCAAACUGAACUGAAGUUGGGAACGAUUGGAAAUCCGCGUCAAACAAGUGUCUGUUCGGUUCCAACGAAACCUACCUUAAAUUAAUCGUUCUAAAUAACCUGUGCUUUCACAGAGCUGACUGAUCUCUGUGAGAUUGCAAAAACAUUCUCUAUAAAACAUUGUUGCCUACCGUUUACCGCAAAAAUGAUGAUGCACUCGUCUCAGAAGGACACAACAUACACAAAGAUAUUUGUCGGGGGUCUUCCAUAUCACACCACGGACUCCAGUCUCAGGAAAUACUUCGAAGUGUUCGGUGAUAUCGACGAGGCUGUUGUUAUAACAGACAGACAGACUGGCAAAUCCAGAGGUUAUGGAUUCGUGACGAUGGCAGACCGGGCGUCUGCGGACCGAGCCUGCAAGGACCCAAACCCCAUCAUCGACGGCCGGAAAGCCAAUGUGAACCUGGCCUACCUGGGGGCCAAGCCCAGGGUCAUGCAGCCAGGUGAGGGGAUGGACGCGCUGGCGGAGGGCUACGCCACACGUUUAUUUCACAGCUUGGACGACCAAGGUUUCUCAUUUGGUGUUCCUCAAAUCCAUCCAGCGUUCCUCCAGAGGCCUUAUGGGAUCCCAGCCCACUACGUCUACCCCCAGGCCUUUAUGCAGCCAAGCACCAUGGUCAUCCCUCACAGCAUGCAGUCGCCCGCCGCCACGGCCUCCGCCGCCUCCUCCCCGUACCUCGACUACACAGGAGCAGCCUACGCUCAGUACUCCGCCGCAGCUGCCAGCGCCGCGGCCGCCGCUGCCUACGAGCAGUACCCGUACGCAGCCUCCCCGGCCCCUGCGGGCUACAUGGCUGCAGCAGGGUAUGGUUAUGCAGUCCAGCAGCCCCUAGCAGCCGCAGCCACCCCAGGAGCUGCUGCUGCAGCUGCUGCCUUCGCCCAGUACCAGCCUCAGCAGCUUCAGGCAGACCGCAUGCAGUAACUGACCACAACUACUACUAUUACUGAGCCUGGAUAACAGAAGAGGGGGAGGCUAUAGAGAGGAGGGGGGAGGUCCUA